AUAGAUCCAUGCGGAUAGCAUCCGUCGGAUACCGUAUCAAGCAUGAAUGUUUGUGUAAAUAUGUACGUAAUUAAUUUCAGGUAUUUAGCUCAGGGGUGCAACUUCAAUGUACUUGCAUGGACAUUCAAAAUGGGUGUAUCUACUGUAAAACAAGUUAUUUACGAAACAUGCGACGCUAUUUGGAAUGAGCUUCAUGAUGUAUAUCUAUCUACUCCAAACCGAUCGGAACAAGUAUUAAUAGCGGAAAAAUUUUUUGUAAAAACUGGAAUGCCGAAUUGUUUAGGAGCAAUUGAUGGAAAACAUAUAAAUAUUGUCCGUCCAUCAAACAGUGGCUCCUUAUAUUACAACUAUAAGAAGACUUAUAGCAUUGUACUGCUGGCGGCAUGCGAUGCAAACUAUGUUUUUACUUACGUAGAUGUCGGGGCUUUGGGAAGUCAGAGUGAUGGCGGCGUGCUCGCGCAAAGUGCUUUCGGAAAGAAAUUGUUAAACGGAACUUUAGAAGUGCCUCGUCAAGUUAAUUUGCCGGGAACAUCGUGCAGUUUUCCAUAUUACUUUGUUGGUGAUAGCGCAUUUCCACUUAAGGCCAAUUUAAUGCGACCUUUUCCAGGUAGUAAUUUGCCGGCAGAUAAGGAAAAGUUCAAUAUGGUACUAUCCAAAGCUCGGGUACACAUAGAGAAUUCAUUUGGCAUUCUAUCAAAUCGUUGGCGAAUACUGCAUACAAAUAUAUCAGCUUGCCCAAAGAAUGCAGACAAAAUAGUCUUAGCUACAGUCCUUCUACACAACUUUCUGAUGCUACAAAACGAUCGAAACUACUUCACGCUUGAGUUGGUAGAUCGAAAUGAAAAUAACCAAGAGAUUCAUGGCCAGUGGAGAAAUGAAGUGAAUCCAUUAGAUUCUUGUCGUCAGGGAGCAGUAAACCGUUCUUCUUCAUAUUCCUUUGAAUUACGAAAUAUUCUUAAAGAAUUUAUACGAACAAGUUUUUAAAACAUUAUAGUUUGUUUAUCUCACACAUACCUAAGCUUUUUAGCCUAUAUUAUAUAUAACUCAAAUAAUCGUUCGCAUAGAGUUAAAAUUGUUUGCAAUUUUUCAUAAAAUUAAGCUCAUAAUAUGAUACACCAUAUUUAUCAAAGGUUCAAACUUUAUACAAAAUUUAGAAAGCUACAAUUUUUUUAAUUUCCAAGCUAAAAAAACUGUAAACCCAAAAGCUCUGGAA
Messenger RNA from Rhagoletis pomonella (apple maggot), 1213 nucleotides. Its product is annotated as protein ALP1-like. The transcript has 2 exons. The record is from RefSeq and is a predicted model, not a curated record. Lineage: Eukaryota; Metazoa; Arthropoda; Insecta; Diptera; Tephritidae. Bases 43 to 984 code for a protein of 313 amino acids.